ACAAACCGGGGCGCUGAGCUGACGGCAAUCGGCACAGAAUUAUUCUGGAAAUAGUGAAAAUUGGAAACUUACCUCAAAAAAUAGUCCCAAAAUGAAUAGACGUGCUUGUAAUUUAUUUAAUUACAAAUUUCUAGCAUGCAUUCUAGUUUUGAUUUGCCACUGUUUUUACAACCCGACCGAUAGCGGCGCCGUACAGAUUACGCAAAGUAACUUGGAUAUGGUAUUGGCUUCCAAUGAGGUGGUGUUCAUCAAUUUCUACGCUGAAUGGUGUAGAUUCAGCAACAUGCUGAUGCCCAUAUUUGAUGAUGCCGCUGACGAAGUGACCAAAGCCGGCUAUGACACCGGCAAGGUGGUUAUGGGGAAGGUGGACUGUGACAAGGAAGGAGCGGUGGCGACCAGGUUCCAUAUCACUAAGUACCCCACAUUGAAGCUUUUCCGUAAUGGGUUGCCAGCCAAGAAGGAAUAUAGAGGCCAGCGUUCAGUAGAAGCUUUCUCAGACUUCAUCAAAAAACAGCUGACAGAUCCUGUCAUCAUGUUCAGCUCUCUCAAAGAGCUUCACGACCUGAGCGAGGACAAGAGACAUAUCAUUGGCUACAUGGACCGCAGGGACCAGGAGGAGUACCAGGUGCUCCGGAGGGUGGCUGCUAGUCUCAAGGAUGAGUGCCUUUUCCACGCUGGCUUUGGGGAUGCAUCGCAACAAAUGCAUCCUCCAGGUCAACCAAUCGUCGUGUUCAGAACUGACCGCAAACGUUCCGAAGCCGAUGAAACCUACAAAGGUUCGCUCACAAACUUCGACGAACUAUACAAAUGGGUGCAAGAGAAGUGCAUACCGCUAGUGCGGGAGAUCACGUUCGAAAACGCCGAGGAGCUCACGGAGGAAGGACUGCCGUUCCUGAUCCUGUUCCAUCACCCUACGGACACGGAGAGCGUCAAGAGAUAUAAGGAGAUUAUUAAGAGAGAUUUGGAGUCUGAAAAACAAAACAUCAACUUCCUAACCGCGGACGGCGUGCGUUUCGAGCACCCUCUGCACCACCUCGGCAAGUCCGUGUCUGACCUGCCGCUCAUCGCCAUCGACUCCUUCCGGCACAUGUACCUGUUCUCCAACUACAGUGACAUGGAGAAGCCGGGGAAACUGUUCCAGUUCCUGCAGGACUUGUACUCGGGGAAACUACACAGGGAAUUCCACUACGGCCCAGACCCGAACCAAAUAGGGGACAGCAACGACGUCAAAGUGACCACUCCGCCAGAAUCCACCUUCAAAAAGCUAGCACCCUCCAAAAACAGAUACACGCUCCUGCGAGACGAGUUAUAAGGUUACUGUGACUAGCCCUUAUCAUUUGUGGCAAUCCAUGCCUGAAGCACGGUAUAAGAUCAGUAUGAACUCUUCGAUAUGGAGAUAUGUACGCACGCCGUGUACACACGCAACACAUAUAAGCUGGUGAGAAAGAUUACUUCUCUUUCAUUCUCAUCCGCUUAUAACAGUCAACCAAUUCGAACCCUAGGCCACUCUACAACCAUGUCAAAAUGACAAGUAGUAAGAGAUUUCUUACAAUCUCAUUUAUAACGUCACUACGACAUAGUUCUACAGUGGCCUAAGGUUUCAAGUGGUUGACUGUAUGUUGCGUACGAACACGGCUCGCAUACAUACAAAUAUCGCGCGGCGUAUUUUUGUUAAAAGGGUUACUACUAUUCUUAUUCUAUGCCGGAAGGGUCUUUAUGCUUAAAUGCAUACGGGCACUUUUAUUGUGGAAAGUCGCGUUUAGUUUAAGUUCGGAUCCAUCCAGUUUCACCUUUUUAAAUUAAUUCUAUUCUGCAUUUUCCUUCGAUAUUUAUUAUAACCUUUUUUGAACAAAUGUAUUCACUGCAUUAAAUAAUGCGAAAAUUAUCAGCAUGAAGUCAUCUGCUUAGAACGUAAACUGGUAGAACAUGUAUUUGAGUCCUAGAAUGAUUUUUCACCACAUCAACUGGUAAAGGCUCUCAUGAUUCUUCGGAAACUGAUGAGAUAAUUGUAUUUUAUCCAUAAGAGUGCAAAGUAAUUUGCCCCCUUGUAAAACAAACAACUAUUAGUACCAUUUUCUUACUUGAUUUUAUAUGGUAUGUAGAAUCAGAAAUUCUUAUAAGAAAUCAGGGCUAAGCUAGAUUGGACUUGAAUGGAGAUCAGACCUUAAAAUCGUAUAAACGGUUGAUUUUGGGAUUACCUACUGAAUCGUAACGCGGUGAAAUCAACUGAUACGAAAUAACUUAUUAUUAGAUUUAUUUUAAAAUUAUUAUAUUUAUUUAAAACAAUAUUGGUUGUGUAAGCCACAUCUUAUGCCAAAUCACACGACUGUUUACUUCUUUAAAUAAAUGAAGGAAAUAUUUUAUGUAUUAGUUCUGAAAACGCACGCAUUAUCCGAUCCCAUAUCGGAUGUAGGACCGAUAUCCCAUACUUUACAGGCGCCAUCUUGGAUUUUUUCCUUUGAAAUCUAUCCGAAAUCCGAUAUCGGAUCGGAUAAUGUGAAAACGGACUUACGCUAUAGCGUUGUACUUGUUUACGUUUCACGCGCAUGAGUUUGUGAGGUCAUCAAAUUAAAUAUUGUAACAUUACAUUGUAUUUAUACUGUAAUACAAGCUGGUUUAAUAUAUUAUUAUAGUAUAUAAUAUAUUAUAGCAUAGGUUCAAGAACCGAAUUUAAUUUACAUUUGUAAUCAUAAGUAACUUUUAACUGACCUUUAUAUUUUUUGGGCAUCGAUUUAAUAUUUAUUUCCUUAGCUACCUUUUCCAUAUACAAUCUCUUGAUUGAUAGUACAUUGUUGCACACUAGGUUUUGAUUUUCACCGUACAAAUCAAUGUAAUCUACAUGAAUGUAAAGGAAGUUGCAAUUGAUACCAGUUUUAUUUGAUUUGUAUAUCUUGUAUAUUACUACUUGUAUUAUGUAUUGAUAAGAAAUCUUGUGAUCUAACUACCACUAUUGUUACGGUUUAUAUACGUAUGUAUCUCCUUCGUUGUUUAUUAUUGUUACGCAAGUGUAUGAAGUUGAAAUAGAGCUUGAAAGUGCGUAUUAGAGACACACACAUACUUGCUAAGAUGUAAGGUCUACCAAAGAUCAGUGAAGUUGGUAGUAAGGAAGGUUUGUAAUGGUCACAUUGUUAGAGACACAUAGAUAUACAUAUCUAAUAAGUAGAUUUAUUACGAAUCUUAUUGGAAUAUGUGCCUUUCAAUGCAUGUGUGCUUCAAUAUGAAAUCGAUCUUAUCGACAACCAACAAUGUGGUACCUUAUGAUUGAAAAUGUCGAUAAAUGUCUUUGUCGAUAAAUGCGACCAUUAUAGCCUUCAGUGUAAACGAUAUGUCGAAUACUACAGUGAUAUUGUCUGUCAUUAUUAACAGUCUUAUCUCAGAGCUAAACUACAUUACGGACUAUCGAUUUCCAAUAAAAGUCGCAUUCUUAUUGUUUGAGAUGAUACGACUUAUACUGCUGUGUUUGGAUCCCGGCUUUAACGCCAUAUAGAGAUUGAAUGAAUUCUCUGAGAAAUUUGCAUAUUUGGCACGAAGACAGCCAAGUAGCGUUACCACGAGUUUGACACAAAAAUAUUCGCUAGCGCGUGUGUAACUUCCUGUACAGUAAGUAUACACGCCACUUAACCGCCCUUAGGCGCAAAGGCGUACUUUACUUGCCUAUGUCGAAACGGUUAAGGGUCAUAUGUACUGAAAAAUUCGUACGAUACACGUGCGAAAAGGAAAUUCGUAUCAACGUGUCAAUUUAAAACACUCCAUUCGAUCGAGUUUUCAUUUAUCUCCAAUCGUGUCAAAUUUCGUCUUUUCCGCACUUGUAUCGUAAUAUACUCGGCAUCAAGUUCGUAUUGGCGUGAAAAGUGCGCGCGAUACCGAAUUUCAUACUCGUGGCAAUCCUACAUCUUGUGCCGUAGCCCAAUUGGCAUUUCUGCGACGCGAAACGAAAACGAAACGCCGCGAAAGGUAGUCUAGCUCUGUCGCCCCAAUACGCAAGAGCAAUAGAGAUAGAUAUCUACGAGCGUUUCGUUUCGUGAGCGUUUCUGCCAUUCGGCUACAUACCCUGUUUUAAUCUGAAUUAUUAUAUUGUUGAUACUACUUUGUUUCUUCAUGAGGCGACUUGGAUCAUUAAGUUAUUCGCUUACGAGUGCUACAUUCCUCGAGGUAGAGAGUUGUCACUAAUAUGUGAAAUGUUUGUACAAAUAGUAUGUCUUGUGUCGCGUGUUAUGGUGUAAUAAAUUUCUAAAACUUA
Leguminivora glycinivorella is the source of this 4240-nucleotide messenger RNA. It is a transcript of the gene ERp44, whose product is annotated as endoplasmic reticulum resident protein 44-like. NCBI's taxonomy places the organism in Eukaryota, Metazoa, Arthropoda, Insecta, Lepidoptera, Tortricidae. The record is from RefSeq and is a predicted model, not a curated record.